This is a messenger RNA of Phytomonas sp. Hart1, 1185 nucleotides long. NCBI's taxonomy places the organism in Eukaryota, Euglenozoa, Kinetoplastea, Trypanosomatida, Trypanosomatidae. The record is from the annotation of a GenBank genome assembly.
AUGGCGAGUGUGGAUGAUUCUGAUGUUUUAAUUGCUCUUCACUCGCGCGUGCGGGAUUAUUUAGCCGGUCGCAUUUCAGAUCUCCCCGCGCGGACGCUGGAGGAUAUGCGUUCGUACUUCUCUUGGUUUAAACUCACCCUACAGGAGAAGGAUUCCCAUAUCGACGCUCUUGAAUCCGAACUUCAGGGCCUUCGCGCGGCGGUGAACCCGAAAAGAGCCUCCCGCUCGUCUUCGCUUCUGAGUGAGAACAACAGUUUUACCGCGGGGGCGGGUUCGAUUCGAGAUUCCUUGUCCUCGACGAUGUCGAAACCGCCGCUUUCGCCCUCACCGACUUUUGUUUUCCCCUUGGCCCCCCCCCCGCGCGGAGGGAGUUCGAAAAAGGCCGUGAAGUUCGUUUUCAAAUCGCCACGACGUGGAAAAAGUCGUUCCAAUACGACCACUACCACCACUCAUAAUAGUAAUGAAAUUAGUAAAUACACGCCAAGUCGUGUGGAUCCGACCUGCGGGAUCAGCUAUGGCGAGGCCCCUUUAAUUUCGACCCCACCAAUCCAAACCUCGCCGACAAAACCCAACGAAAACGACGAACCUUACCAUCCCAAAGACGAAAACAACGACCUUUUUAGUCCAAAAGACGUCCAGGGACGACCUCAGAGUGGCCGGACGCGGGGGGUUUCUUCUUUUUUUCCGCCCCCGACUUUGCGCUACGACGCCUCUGCGUGGGGGCAGCCGAGGUUUCACCCCCCCGCGCCGCCUUCGGCUUUUGGAGGAUUGCGAAAAGUGGACGGAGAAAAGGAAAGGGGAUUUCAAGCGGAAAGGACCAAGCGGUGGGAUCUGCUUGAAAUCGGGCGAAUUCAUCUCAUUCAGCCACCUCAGCGGCGGCCUUUUCUUUAUCAAGACCACCUUGGCUGCUCCAGACAGAGGAAUCCGACGGCAAAUAUGAGGAGAAACUCGGGAGGUGAGGGAAUGGGAGGAGGCUAUACGAACCAUUGUUAUACUAAUUGUAAUAGAGAGGAAGAAGGGAUGAUGAAUGUUGCUGCUGUGGAGUGCGCGAGGCUGCGGAGGAUCUUCGCGCGGCGGCAGGAGAUAUUACUAAAUAAUCAUCCUAAUAGCGAUAAUUUGCGGAGAUGGUGUACAGUGAAUGGAGAUAAAACGUUCUGGAAGACGAAAAUGAGAGGGGAAGGAUAA